UCCAGGCUCCUUAAAGGGCUCCCCCUGGACACCCACCUGUCCUCCUCAGGGCCUGGCAAGCAGAGGCGGCAGCUGAGCUCCAAGGAGCUGAAGAAGGUCCACAGGCAGACAUGCCCGAGGCCAAACCAGCUGCCAAGAAGGCCCCUAAGGGCAAAGAUGCCGCCAAGGAGACCCCCCCUAAGGAGGCUCCCGCAGAGUCCCCCAAAGAAGCUGCACCUGAGGACCAGUCCCCCACUGCCGAGGCGCCCACAGGCAUCUUCGUGAAGAAGCCUGACUCCGUGUCCGUGGAGACUGGGAAGGACGCAGUGAUCAUAGCCAAGGUGAACAGCAAGGAGCUCCCGGGCAAGCCGACGUUCAAGUGGGUCAAGGGGAAGUGGCAGGAGCUGAACAGCAAGAGCGGGGCACGCUUCUCCUUCAAGGAGUCGGAGGACUCGGCCAGCAAUGUGUACACGGUGGAGCUCCGCAUUCAGAAGGUGGUCCUGGGGGACCGCGGGGACUACCGCCUGGAGGUCAAAGCCAAGGACGUGUGUGACAGCUGCAGCUUCAACAUCGACGUGGAGGCACCCCGACAGGACGCCACUGGUGAGAGCCUCGAAAGCUUCAAGCGCUCGGGUGAAGAAAAGUCAGAAGAUGCAGGGGAGUUGGACUUCAGCGGGCUCUUGAAGAAGAGGGAGGUAGUGGAAGAGGAGAAGAAGAAAAAGAAAGAUGAAGAUGACUUGGGGAUCCCCCCCGAGAUCUGGGAGCUCCUGAAGGGAGCGAAGAAGAAGAGCGAGUAUGAGAAGAUUGCUUUCCAGUACGGCAUCACCGACCUCCGGGGCAUGCUCAAGCGCCUCAAGAAGGCCAAGGUCGAGGUCAAAAAGAGCUCAGCCUUCACAGUGAAGCUAGACCCCGCUUACCAAGUGGACAGGGGUAACAAGAUCAAGUUGGUGGUAGAGAUCAGCGACCCCGAUCUUCCCCUCAAGUGGUACAAGAACGGCCAGGAGAUCAAGCCAAGCAGCAAGUACGUGUUUGAGAACGUGGGCAAGAAGCGGAUCCUCACCAUCAAUAAGUGCACACUGGCCGACGACGCUGCGUAUGAGGCGGCCGUGAAGGAUGAGAAGUGCUUCACCGAGCUCUUCGUCAAAGAGCCUCCGAUCCUGAUCGUCACACCCCUGGAGGACCAGCAGGUGUUUGUGGGUGACCGCGUAGAGAUGGCAGUGGAGGUGUCAGAAGAGGGAGCCCAGGUCAUGUGGAUGAAGGACGGGGUGGAGCUGACGCGGGAGGACUCCUACAAGGCUCGCUAUCGCUUCAAGAAGGACGGCAAGCGCCACAUCCUUAUCUACUCUGACGUGGACAAGGAGGACGGGGGCCGGUACCAGGUCAUCACCAACGGUGGCCAGUGUGAGGCUGACCUCAUCGUGGAGGAGAAGCAGCUGGAAGUCCUGCAGGACAUUGCCGAUUUGACUGUGAAGGCCGCUGAACAGGCUGUGUUCAAGUGUGAGGUGUCAGAUGAGAAGGUGACAGGCAAGUGGUACAAGAACGGUGUGGAGGUGCGGCCCAGCAAGAGGAUCACUAUCUCCCAUGUGGGCAGGUUCCACAAGCUGGUGAUCGAUGACGUCCGCCCUGAGGAUGAGGGAGACUACACGUUCGUACCUGAUGGCUAUGCACUGUCACUCUCGGCCAAGCUCAACUUCCUGGAGAUCAAGGUGGAGUACGUGCCCAAGCAAGAACCCCCAAAGAUCCACCUGGACUGCUCAGGGAAGACCUCAGAUAACUCUAUUGUUGUCGUGGCUGGGAACAAGUUGAGGCUGGAUGUGUCCAUCACUGGGGAGCCCCCUCCCGUCGCCACCUGGCUGAAGGGAGAUGAGGUGUUCUCUGCCACUGAGGGCAGGACACGCAUCGAGCAGCGCCCCGACUGCAGCAGCUUUGUGAUCGAGAGCGCGGAGCGCGCAGACGAGGGCCGCUACACCAUCAAGGUCACCAACCCCGCGGGCGAGGAUGUGGCCUCCAUCUUCCUACGGGUUGUGGAUGUCCCCGACCCUCCGGAGGCUGUGCGUGUCACCUCAGUGGGAGAAGACUGGGCUAUCUUGGUGUGGGAGCCACCCAAGUAUGAUGGCGGUCAGGCGGUCACUGGGUACCUCCUGGAGCGGAAGAAGAAAGGCUCCCAGCGCUGGAUGAAGCUGAACUUCGAGGUGUUCACAGAGACGACCUACGAAUCCACCAAGAUGAUCGAGGGUGUUCUCUACGAGAUGCGGGUGUUCGCUGUCAACGCCAUCGGCGUCUCCCAGCCCAGCCUCAACACCAAGCCCUUCAUGCCCAUCGCCCCCACAAGUGAACCCUUACACCUGACGGUGGAGGAUGUGACAGACACCACCACUACCCUCAAGUGGAGGCCCCCAGACAGGAUCGGGGCAGGUGGCAUUGACGGCUACUUGGUGGAGUACUGCCUGGAAGGCUCCGAGGACUGGGUCUCUGCAAACAAGGAGCCGGUGGAGCGGUGCGGCUUCACCGUCAAGGAUCUCCCCACCGGGGCGCGGAUCCUCUUCCGCGUGGUCGGCGUCAACAUCGCGGGGCGCAGCCUGCCGGCCACCCUGCUCCAGCCGGUCACCAUCCGGGAGAUCGUGGAGCAGCCCAAGAUCCGCCUCCCGCGCCACCUGCGCCAGACCUACGUCCGCAAAGUCGGCGAGGCGCUCAACCUCGUCAUCCCGUUCCAGGGCAAGCCCCGGCCUCAGGUGGUGUGGACCAAGGGCGGGGCGCCGGUGGACCCAGCGCGCGUGCACGUGCGCACCAGCGACCUGGACACCGUGUUCUUCGUGCGCCAGGCCGAGCGCUCCGACUCCGGGGAGUACGAGCUCAGUGUGCAGAUCGAGAACAUGAAGGACACGGCCACCAUCCGCAUCCGGGUCGUGGAAAAGGCAGGGCCCGCCGAGAACGUGAUGGUGAAGGAGGUGUGGGGCACUAACGCACUGGUGGAGUGGCAGCCCCCCAAAGACAACGGCAACAGCGAGAUCACCGGCUAUUUCGUGCAGAAAGCCGACAAGAAGACCAUGGAGUGGUUCAAUGUGUAUGAACACAACCGCCACACCAGCUGCACCGUGUCUGACCUCAUUGUGGGCAAUGAGUACUACUUCCGCGUGUUCAGUGAGAACAUCUGUGGGCUCAGCGACUCCCCUGGGGUCUCCAAGAACACCGCCCGCAUCCUCAAGACAGGAAUCAGCCUCAAACCAGUAGAGUACAAAGAGCAUGACUUCCGGACGCCGCCCAAGUUCCUAACACCUCUCAUGGACCGGGUGGUCGUGGCGGGCUACGCUGCUGCUCUCAACUGUGCUAUCAGAGGCAACCCCAAGCCGAAAGUGGUGUGGAUGAAGAACAAGAUGGAGAUUCACGAGGACCCCAAAUUCCUGAUCACCAACUACCAGGGCAUCCUGACACUGAACAUCCGCCGCCCCUCGCCCUUUGAUGCUGGGACCUACUCCUGCCGCGCCUUCAAUGAGCUGGGGGAGGCCCUAGCCGAGUGCAGGCUGGAUGUCCGGGUGCCCCAGUGAUGCGAGGCCCCCCAGCCGUCAAGACAAUUGAGUCCCAUCCUCAAUCCUGUACCCCUUGGGGAGUGGUGGGGAGCGGUGUCUCAUUUCUGGAGUUAUGAACUUCAACAAGAGUGUUGCAUCUACUGUC
This is a messenger RNA of Dipodomys spectabilis (banner-tailed kangaroo rat), 3651 nucleotides long. It is a transcript of the gene Mybpc2, whose product is annotated as myosin binding protein C2. The coding region runs from base 111 to 3524 and encodes 1137 amino acids. The transcript has 28 exons. The record is from RefSeq and is a predicted model, not a curated record. Gene Ontology annotation, molecular function: protein binding. NCBI's taxonomy places the organism in Eukaryota, Metazoa, Chordata, Mammalia, Rodentia, Heteromyidae.